AACAAGCACCGUCAAAGGAAAAAGAUAUCUGAAACAUUUAUCGACAACAAUUGCAUUCGACGCCGACGCAAAAAUCUGCUCAACAACAAUAGUUUACGUGAGAAAUUGACAUCCUUAUUACAAAAUGAGAGGUAUUCGAAUAGAGAUAUGGACUUUUCCGUGGGAAAGUUGCAACUUAAUAUUGAAGCCUAAGCAGAAGAUAUUAAAACGGAGAACGAGCUCCUCGAGCUGAAAAAUUAGACGAAACGAUUUACAUUCCUAAUAAACAACCUUAAGCUAAUGGUAUUGGAAAAAAGUACAAAAAUGGUUGAGAACAUAAAGUUCGUUGAUAAUAUUUAUGAAUUCUAC
Drosophila arizonae is the source of this 348-nucleotide messenger RNA. RefSeq lists its product as uncharacterized. The record is from RefSeq and is a predicted model, not a curated record. NCBI's taxonomy places the organism in Eukaryota, Metazoa, Arthropoda, Insecta, Diptera, Drosophilidae.